AUGACGCACAGCCCUCGGCGCACCUCUGCAGGGAUAGUGCGGACAGACGCCUCCCUCUCCCUCUCCCUCUUCGGCAUGAAGCCCCUCACCUCUGCACCCUGGGCUGCCCUGGCCCUCGGCCUGGUCUUUGUCUCCUUCCACUUGGCUUGCUUGGCAGAAACGAGGAACAGCAACAACUCAACCUUGACCACCCAGCACCCAGAUCCCGGAAGCCUGGAGCAGUGCCCCAACGUGGACUUCUGCCCCCAGGCGGCUCGGUGCUGCCACACCGGCGUGGACGAGUACGGCUGGAUCGCGGCGGCGGUGGGCUGGAGCCUGUGGUUCCUCACCCUCAUCCUGCUCUGCGUGGACAAACUGAUGAAGCUCACGCCGGACGAGCCCAAGGAUUUGCGAGCGUGAGGCUUAGACCCUGAGCCCCGAGCACGUGGGUCGCCACCCAACUGCGGGUCACUGCGCGGGACCAGGGGAGGGGUGCAGCUCCAGGCGUUGUCACCUCCGCGCUGCGGUGACUUCCACAAGAGAAGGAAGAAGGAAAGGGGGAUCCGAGGAAGAAAGGCCAGUGCUGCCCCCCACCGAAACGCACAAGGCGUUCGUGCGUGCAGAGCCCCGACCGUCUCUGUCCGGAUCCCCUCGCCUCUCCCCAGGGCUCCCGCCCGCGGGCCGCGCGACGUGACUUUGACUUUUGUCCGCACGUUCUUCGGAGCUAAGCUCAGAACCUUCUCACCCCAAACAGGCCAUUGUGUGCCGUCUCUCGUCUCAUUCAAGGGCAUCCCUGGCCUUCCGAAAUGCAGGACUCGCUUUGACCGGCCCAGCGUCCUCCCCCCGCCCCACCCCCUCGUGCAUUGCUUCUCCGGCUCUUGCUCUUUCUUCAACCAUGUCCUCCACGGCGGUCCUGCCCCACCGUCCCCGCCCGCAGCCCGGCUCUGGCCUUCCUACAUCACCCCUGCCUUGCCUCAGGCCUUUUCGGUUCUGUCCUCACCACGGUCCAGCACGUCCUCCCCACAGGUCCUCCCCACGGGGUCCUCCCCAGGGCCGCUGUCAGUGCGGUGCUGUCACCCCCUGCGGAUGACCUUCUGUGAGGCCUCACCCCCGAACCUCUCACAGGGCUGGCCUUCCACUCUCCUUCCCAGGUCUGUCCCCCCGCGCGUCCGGGACCAGGCCUCCAGGGACCCUGUCCUUGUCCCAACAUCUCCCACUUCCUGCUGCCAGGCCCUCCGUCUCCAGAUGGAAGCGCAGGCCUCAAAGUCCAGCCCAAAUGCUUUCUCUGGUAGCCUUGGGGGACCCAGAGCUGGUGUUCUGGGUGGGGGGUGGGGGCGUCUGCUCCGCCCUGAAGUGCAGUCCUCAUGAAUAUACAGUCAGUGGAUACUCUGUCCUGCUCCUGGGGCAAGUUCCUCCUAAUGUCUGUCCCACCAACGAAUGAUGAAUGAAUGAACAAACCAAUGAGCAGGUCCUGGCCUGAGAUGAAUUUAUGACACUCAUUCCGUGUAGAGAACUUCACUUUUCUAGAAAGGGUUGAAAUAACCCAUCUCCACGGAAGCCAGCGGGUUUGCUUCCCGCUUACCCCGCACAAGGAUGUUACUGGUCGCUGGGAACAUGGGGGGAGGGGGGUGUGGGUCAGAGGAGAGGAGAGCGGGUUCAUGAGAAGGAAGGAAGAACAAAAUGACUCUUCUUAUUAUGAGACACGUGUAUUUAGUCUGAACCACCAAAUAAUUAUGCACAAGAAAGUGAGGGGCCCCUGAAGAAGCAUUUCCUAGGUGCUUUCAGAAAAUCUAAGUAGAUUUCCCCGACGGUGGGAACUGAAGGAAUUUUGCCUGGCUUAGUCUGCUCCUUUCUGACUCUCCAUGGUUUAAUCAAUAAAUUGGAUGGCUUUACUGUGCCCCUGCGCUAA
Messenger RNA from Mustela lutreola (European mink), 1888 nucleotides. RefSeq names its product transmembrane protein 213 (gene TMEM213). The record is from RefSeq and is a predicted model, not a curated record. The transcript is spliced from 3 exons. NCBI's taxonomy places the organism in Eukaryota, Metazoa, Chordata, Mammalia, Carnivora, Mustelidae. Bases 1 to 399 code for a protein of 132 amino acids.